Messenger RNA from Rhipicephalus sanguineus (brown dog tick), 1386 nucleotides. It is a transcript of the gene Arp6, whose product is annotated as actin-related protein 6. The record is from RefSeq and is a predicted model, not a curated record. Lineage: Eukaryota; Metazoa; Arthropoda; Arachnida; Ixodida; Ixodidae. The coding region runs from base 43 to 1236 and encodes 397 amino acids. Gene Ontology annotation, cellular component: Swr1 complex. The transcript is spliced from 11 exons. Gene Ontology annotation, molecular function: nucleosome binding.
UUUUACCUGCAAGGUAGCAACAAUGUCUCGACGCACGCUGCAAUGGCCGCGCACUGUUUGGUUGUUGACAACGGCGGUGGUUCCAUAAAAGCCGGUUUCACGACGCAAAAUGUUCCCAGGGUGCUGCCCAACUGCAUCACCAAAGCGAAGAGCGAGCGUCGACGCCAGUUCAUUGCCGACCAGCUCGAUGACUGCAAGGACAUGUCGGGCCUCUUCUACCUGCUGCCCUUCCAGAAGGGCUACCUGGUCAACUGGGAAGUGGAGAAGCAGGUGUGGGACUACAUGUUCGGCAAGGACGUCUUCAACUGCCAGUUUGAGGAGACAUGCCUGAUCCUGACGGAGCCGUACUUCAACUUCCCUUCCAUCCGGGAGAGCCUGGUAGAAGUGCUUUAUGAGGACUACCAGUUCCACUCCCUCCUCCUCACAACGGCGGGUGCCCUGAGCGCCCUCAAGUACCGUAAGGAGCGUGUGCGGGAGAUGGCGUGCGUCGUGGUCGACAGUGGUUUCUCCUUCACGCACAUCGCUCCCUUUCUUCGCGGCAAGCUGAUCAAGGCCGGCAUCCGCAGGAUAAACCUGGGAGGCAAGGCGUUGACCAACCACCUGAAGGACAUCAUCUCCUACCGGCAGCUCCACGUCAUGGACGAGACGUACGUCAUGAACCAGGUCAAGGAGGACGCCUGCUUUGUCUCCACUUCCUUCAACGAACACAUGAAGAUUGCCCGGAAGCACGGUUCAGAGAACACCGUGGCCCGAGACUACGUCCUGCCCGACUACACGGUCAUCAAGCGGGGCUACAUCCGGCCACUGGAGGAGACGACCGGCAAGCCCAAGGACAACGAGCAGCUCCUGAGGCUGAACAACGAGAGGUUCAUGGUUCCCGAACUGCUCUUUCAUCCCUCCGACAUUGGCAUCGAAGAGAUGGGCAUCCCAGAGGCAGUCAACCACGUUGUUGAGACCCUUCCAAAGGAGAUGCGACCGCACAUGCUGAAGAACGUCCUCCUGAUUGGUGGAAAUGCCUGCUUUCCUGCCUUUGGCGAACGAGUGUACACCGACCUGCGUUCCCUGUGUCCUGAGAUCUGCGAGGUGAAUGUCACAGCACCAGACAAUCCCAUCACGUAUGCAUGGCACGGAGGGGUCAUGGCCUACCAAGACCCCGAUAUGAACAAGCUCAUCGUGACCAAGAAGCAGUACGAAGAGAACGGCACCGCCUACUGCUUGGAAAAGUUCGACUCGUGACGCGCUUGUGUGUGAUCGACUCGACGCAUCUCGAUUUCAACAUCUCCUCAAUUAUGGAUGUCAGUGUGGAUUAAUUAACUGUGUGCAUGCGUGGAACAUUGGAAGCGUGUGUUGUGUGCUUGGGACCAUAAUAAAAGACUGAUUUCUUCA